UUACACUUUAAUCGAUUCAGACAGGUCACGUAGUCUUUACGUGGAUGGGAUGCACAUAAAGUAACCCGCGAGCUGUAUCUUUCCGAGCUAACCGCCAUGGAUUUUAUGACAGAUCGUGAUGUGCAAACGUAUGUGGAUGAUGGAUAUGUGGUUCUGGACGGGCUGCUGACCUCUCAGGAGUGUGAUGAACUGAGGCAGAGGAUGACAGAGAUUGUGGACCAGAUGGAUGUCCCAGAGCACUGCCGCACCACCUUCUCCACUUAUCAUGACGAGCAGCUCAAAACACAGAUGCAGGGAAAUGCUGACUAUUUCAUCACCAGUGGAGAUAAGAUUCGCUUUUUCUUUGAGAAAGGAGUUUUCGACGACAAAGCUGAAUUCAUCGUACCAAAACAGCGGUCACUGAAUAAAGUCGGUCAUGCACUACAUGCCUAUGAACCGUUGUACAAAAAGGUUACACAUUCACCCAAAGUUCAGGGCAUAGCUAAGAAGCUGGGUCUUGCAAAUCCUGUGAUACUGCAAAGCAUGUACAUUUUUAAGCAACCAGGAAUUGGUGGGGAAGUGACACCACAUCAAGACGCCACAUUUCUGUACACCGAGCCCCUGGGCAGAGUGAUGGGGAUGUGGAUCGCCCUGGAAGAUGCCACCGUCAACAACGGCUGCCUGUGGUUUAUCCCAGGGUCACACAACAGUUGUAUUUCUCGGCGUAUGGUGCGCACCCCCAAAGGCACCUAUCCUCUGACAGACUUCAUUGGAAAAGAGCAGGCCUAUGAUGAAGAGAAGUUUAUCGCUGCACCAGUUAAAAAAGGUGGCGUAGUCCUGAUCCACGGGCAGGUGGUGCAUCGCAGCGCUGAAAACAACUCCGAAGACUCUCGCCACGUCUACACCUUCCACAUCAUGGAAUCCCAGGACACCUGCUGGAGCCCUGACAACUGGUUGCAGCCCACUGAAGAGCUCCCUUUCCCACUUCUCUACACCAAAUGAAGGAUAUCUUUGGGAUUUGGCUGCAUUAAAAACAGAAGAUCCUCUAUUUUUACUGAAGAAGCACCAAUAUGCAUGAACUGUUUUUAACCACAGCAAGUUGCUGCAAUUUCUAAUGGCGUGUUUUUUAUCUUACAUGACACCAUCUGUUUCUCUGAGCUACAUGUAUACCAGCAUGUGACCCGAUCCAGAAUCACUUCAACUGUGAAAAGUCAAAAGUGGAUUAAUGGCUACUAACUCAUUUUUUCAGAGUGUAUCAAUGUUUUAAAUGAGAAAUUAAUUUGAAGAAACACUUAACUUUUUGAACAACUUAGAUCUACUUUUUUUAUUCAGAGUCUCCUCAUCAACAUUUUCACCAACCAGCUUUUUCUUGUUCAGGGUCAUUUUGUCAAAAUGAGAUGGCAGAUUCCUAUUUUUGCAGACAAAACAUUAAGCAUCUCUAUUGUCAAGUAUGUUGAUUUUAAGAUGCAACUUAAAUAAAAAACAACUCAACUUUAUGUAUGAAUGAUCAUAAACCACAACAUCUAAACUUCUUGUGUUAGUUUUCUAAUCAAACUGAGAAAGCAAAGGGUUAAUGUUGAUGGUGUGGAAGGGCAAUCACUCAGUCAGCCACACAGGUUCCUCUUCUCAAUCCUCAAAUGAGUGUUGAACAAAUGGACUAAAAACUGGAGGCAUAAUCAAUUUUAUCUUUCUCCUCGGAUGCACUCAACAUGCAAUAUUACAUUUUGAAAAAUGUAAGGAUGAUGGCAAAAACAACAUACAUAGUCGGAUCAUGCUAAUAAACUGUCAUCACAACAUAAAAAACACCAAAGAACUUUUACAGAUGAACAUGAACCCAAGUUAAACAAGUUUCAGGUGAUGAACUGUAGCAUCCUCAUCUCAGAGUGAUGAGAUCAAACCUGAUGACAUCUGAGGAUAUUUCUAUAAAGCAAAUAUCACAUAAUCAUUUGGAUUCAUUAAUGCUAAAAAAAGUAGCUAAAAAGGAAGGGCCUGUGUUGAUCAGUUUGGCCCAAAGCAUAUCUACAGAGUCCAAAAAUAUGCAGUGUAUGAAGGCUCAGUAUCACAAGGAAAUGUAUGUAUAUAUUAAGUUUAUCUCUAAGGGGGUCCCAUCAAACCACAGAAAGAUUAAGCAAAGUAAAUUUACCAAACAAAAAUACACUGUAGUAUACCUGUGUACAUGUUACAGUACUGAUUUCACAUUUGUGUCAUGCGGGAGCAUAGUGAGUUUCUGCCAUAUCGAAGUAUAAACCAGCCCUUAUAAGGAAGAGUUGAGAGGGGCUGCCAUGCUUUAAUCUAUAGCAUCUACAAUAGUAGGUUAUGUGUGAUAGAAAAUAUACUUCUUAAGGCAAAUGUUUUCAGCAGUAAGUCCUCAUAUUGCCAUCAGGGAGGCAAAACAAUAUUUUAAUAAAGAAAAAAAGUCGAUUAAGAAAAAGAUAUAUCAACAAGCUAACUUUAAAUAAUGUUCUUCAAAGGCAAUACAAAGGCGUGUAUCCAUCUGCAAGAAAGGGACAAGAUAGGAAAGCCUCCUCUUUGAUGAUCAAAAUGUGCCUUUUAGCAGCGUCUGCAAUGUCCAGAAUUCAAUACAUGUUUAAAAAGGACAUUUUUCCAAUUUAUUAAACUGAAUCUUGUCUUGCAUAAUUCAGGGGUUGUUAUUGUUGAGUAGCUCAGGGACGUGAUGGUGACAUGCCAAGAAACCAUACACCUCUGCUGUCACUUAGCCCAAAGAAUAUUUAGCAACUCUUCCUCACAUUUCUUCCUAACUUGUUCUGAAAUGAUCGUCUCACUCCUCAAAGCAACUGAUACUGAAAUGACUCUUGAUCUGAAGACAGCAGACUUACAUGUCAUGCUAACAUCAUGUCUGCUGCCAAAUACAGUGAGGACUAGUGCCACAUUGGUUUGCUAACGUAAGAAUUACCCAGCUUUUUACCAUUUCUUUCUUGUGCUAGUAAAAACGACUCCCGUUUUUGA
Messenger RNA from Seriola dumerili (greater amberjack), 2946 nucleotides. RefSeq names its product phytanoyl-CoA dioxygenase domain containing 1 (gene phyhd1). NCBI's taxonomy places the organism in Eukaryota, Metazoa, Chordata, Actinopteri, Carangiformes, Carangidae. The coding region runs from base 97 to 981 and encodes 294 amino acids. The transcript has 12 exons. The record is from RefSeq and is a predicted model, not a curated record.